Molecule: messenger RNA, 4268 nt
Organism: Mya arenaria
Lineage: Eukaryota; Metazoa; Mollusca; Bivalvia; Myida; Myidae
Product: mitochondrial sodium/calcium exchanger protein-like
Exons: 16
Coding region: 91-2121 (676 amino acids)
Biological process (GO): transmembrane transport; intracellular calcium ion homeostasis; monoatomic cation transport
Cellular component (GO): membrane
Molecular function (GO): calcium:sodium antiporter activity
Source: RefSeq, a predicted model, not a curated record
CGUGAGAAUGGGGAAGAUAAUGAUACAUUUGCCUGAUAAAACCAGUGGUAUUUGUAAAUAUGAAUUUGAUAUCGGUUAACAUAUUCAACAAUGGAUUUAAUGAUUAGAAAUUUUAUUAAAUUGGUUGUUUUAGCAGCAAUUUGUGCUAUUUUAUUUUAUUUUCAUUCAAAUGCAAAACAGUAUGGAGUUGUUAAUAACGAAAGUGAAAGUAAAUGUGUUUGGUGUAACAACGAAAAUGAGAAAAGUGACAAUUACCACAAGUUACACUCUGAUGCAUAUAGGAACCAUUUUGCUACCAAAAUACAGAGCAGAGGACUGCGUUGGCUGAAGAAUGAUUCUGAUAUUACUAUUACCAAAGGGACGCAAGUCAUGUAUUCACUGAAAACACUAACAUUGACGGAUGACCCAGACACAGAUGAUUGCAGUGAUGUCCAUAAGAAACCAAUGGCAGACAGGUGCAGCUUUGUGAACGUGACUGAUGACUGUCAGAUAGACGAAGGGUUUCUCGACUACACAUACUUCGUCUACUGUGACUUUGACCACAAGCUAUUACCGCUAGCAAUUGUAAUUUUGGUACUAUGGUGGUUGUUCCUGUUUGUUGGUUUGGCGGUCACAGCGGAUGAUUUCUUCUGCCCAGCACUAUCGGUGAUUUCCGACACUUUGAGGCUCAGUCACAAUGUGGCAGGUGUAACAUUCUUGGCGUUUGGAAACGGCGCUCCAGACAUAUUCUCCGCCAUCGCAGCUAUCGGCAAUGCCAAAAAUGGGGAUGCAGGACUGGCUAUCGGGGCAUUGUUUGGUGCGGGAGUGUUUGUCACCACUGUUGUUGCAGGAUUUAUCGCAAUCAUCUGCCCAUUCGAUGCCAUGCAGCGACCAUUUCUCAGGGACGUGAUAUUCUAUAUCGCUGCAGUGUUUUGGACAUUUGAUGUGCUAUGGGACAAAAAAAUCACAAAAUUAGAGGCAAUAGGUUUUAUAUUGAUGUACUUGGUGUAUGUACUGGUGGUUAUUAUUGGUCGCUACAUUUACACGCGGCAACGUGGAGGAGUGAGCGAGGAUGAGCGAAGUAAGAUUGUCCCCAAUACAGUUCAGUCUCCCAUCUCUGAAAAUAAUCCGUCUUCUUCAGACACUGCAAUAAUUCGGUCUCCUAAUGAUAUUCAGGAACCAUCUGGAAGAGAAAUUAUUAAUCCACUUGAUACAGUUAUGGUUGGCGAGCGUCAACCACUUCUGUCCAAUCCCGACGUAAUAAGUCUGACAGCUGUUCGAGAAGAAGGUGCAAUGGCAGAGUUUGUACGCGCCAUCUCUCCAGUCGAUACAGAAAUGUGGUCAGGGAUGUCCCUGAUUAAAAAGGCGUAUGAAGUGUUCAAGUGCCCGCUGGUGUUCCUACUAACCCUGACAGUACCCGUUGUAAACAAUGAGGACAAUCGGCACAACUGGAAUCGACAUCUGCAGUGUCUACAGGUCAUAUUGGGCCCAACAUUUUCCAUGCUCGCUACUAAAGUUGGUCUUGGGACGAUAGGUGGCACAUUCCCGAUAUGGGCAUUGACAUUGAUAGUAUGCGUCAUGUUGGCAGCCAUCGUUUUCUUUACGUCCAAGAAUGAGCAGGAACCAAAAUAUCACCCUGGUUUUGCGUAUCUAGGAUUUGUGGUUGCUGUUGUAUGGAUUUACUCCAUAGCUAAUGAGAUUGUCAAUAUACUGCAGACUUUUGGUAUAGUAUUCAAUAUAAGCAAUGCAAUCCUGGGGCUGACCUUUCUGGCAUGGGGGAAUUCCAUAGGAGAUUUCAUAGCAGACACUGUGAUGGCAAAACAGGGCUACCCUCGUAUGGGAAUCUCUGCUUGUUUCGGUGGACCGCUCUUUAAUACUCUACUUGGAAUCGGAAUUCCCUUCACUAUAGCAACAGUCAAGCAUGGCGACUAUGAGAUCCAGAUAACCUUGGAGGAAAUGGUGUUGGCGGGUUUCCUAGCCUUUAGUCUCAUAUCAAGCCUGAUCAUCAUUCCGCUAUCUCGGUUCAGAAUGUCGCGAGGCUGGGGCAUCUACCUCGUUGUGCUCUACGUUGUGUUUAUGGUUGUCGCCAUUUUGACCGAGACUGGCGUUUUACACGCUAACAUUGAUACUACUGGCUUAUAAUGAGACUCUCGUUGAUAGAAUUGUGUUUCUGUUACUUGUUUAUUGUCAAUAAUUACAGGAUAUACAUUAUAUCAGGGUACAAGAGCUUAAAAGUGCUUGGUUUCAGGUUGACUUUGGGUGCUUUGACUGUCAGAUGUCACAAUUUUUUAACAUUUUCUGCUCAGAGCUCAAAACUUUCAUUCAGUUAUAGCAGAAGUCUUUGCUUAGUAUGAUUGCAUUGUUUGCUUUGUGUGUCAAAAAUGUCAAGGUUAAAGGAAAAUUUGAUAAAUUUUUUAUUAAUUUAUUAUUUAUUAUAAAUGGGAUACAAAUUCUGUGUAAAGCAAGAGCAUUAUAAAAAGUAAGAUUUUAAUUUGGUUGCUCAGUCCAAGGUCACGGUUACUUUUCUGAAAAUAAAAAUUUAGUUCCAAGGUCAUGGUCGGUGUUUUUUCAAAACAAACAAUUCCCAAGGUCAAGGUCAGUGUUUUUCAAACAAACUAGUUCCAAGGUAAGGUCGGUGUAUCACAAUGCAAACAAAUUAAUAUAAAGAAAUAGUUUUAGUUAUGUUUAUACUCAAUGUAUAUGUAUAAUGUGUAUUGCAAUGCGAUGCUUAUUUAAACACUAGCUAUUGACUUUUGUAAAUAUUUUAAUGCCUUUGUUAUUUAUUUAUUUUUAUAUACAUUGUUUGUAAUUUUCCAUUUACUGUAACUUAUUUUGAUUUUUUUUUUGUAACUUUAAAAAGAACUUUUGAAAACUUUAAAUGACAAGAUUCUAAUCUUCGAACUAAAUGCUAUAUAAAUUGAGUCUGUUUUUUCAGAGAAAAAAAAACAGCACACAUGUCAGUGCAAUAUUGUAUUCAGUUAAUUGUUUGUUGUUAAUUUUGGACAGUCAAGUGUUCAUUGUAAGCAUAUAAACUUCUUAUUAAGAUUAAUUGUUUAUACAUUAUUUUUUUUACUUUUUUCCUGUCAUAAAAUCAGAGUACCCGCCAUUUUGGGAGAGAGAAAAGAAGAACAGUUGAAUUUUGCUUUGGCUGCAGAGUAUUAGGGAGAGAUCUCCGUUUUAUUUUUUUUCUACAGUGGCAUUAUAGAGGUAUUAAAUGUGAAUUUAAUUUUUAUCUCCUUGCCAGGACUUACUUACUUGUACCAAUGACUUGCUUCAAUUAAAUGUGAAAGUAAGUCAAAGCCAAGAUUUACCUAUGUUGUGGCCACAAGAUAUAUACAAAAAUUCACUCAUACUUUCUCGAUGUCACUGUAUUUUUUUCAUUAUAAGAAAAAGGCUUUUGUUGUAAAGUGUUGCCUGUGAUAAUUCUUUACCAAAUACUCAUUCAUGUAAUUUCAACAUUGUAUUAUUUUUGCCCCUAUAUAUGUAUGGGCAUGUUUCUUUUUUAAAUCUUAGAGGUGGGCGCAAGAAGAAGACUUAAACAAAUGCCAAUUUCUGUUGUUGUUGCCAUUCCUUGAGCAGAAACGUUUAGUUUAAUUUUGUUCAUGUCGAAGGGAUAAAAGAAAUCUGAGGUAAAGUCAAGCUUUGUCUAUUCCUGAUGGCUGUCACCUCUAGGCAAGGGUUUCAUAAUUCGGGUAUCACACUUUAGUGUUCACAUUUAACAAGGAAGGAUGAACUCAUACUCUUUUGGAAAUCUAAUGUAUUUAUCAGUUGAUUGAAAUUACAUUAAAGGAAACAAUCAUUGCUUGAAUUUGAAUAUAUAUAUCACUGUUACAAGUAAAAUGUCAAAGCUAUUUAGCAAUGAAAAUUGUUGUAUUCAAACACAUCAUUUACACUGAAUUGGCUGUUAAUGGCAGCCAUCUUGGAUUGCCAUAUUCAAACAUAUCAUUUAUACUGACCCUGCAAUUUAUGGUGGCCAUCUUGGGCGCCAUCUUGGAUUUCUUUGUCUGCACCAGGCAAAGGCAAUUUAUGCUGCUAGUUCCGCAUACUUCAGACUUGGUUGAACAUUUUUUUCUUGUUCUCCUUUUGUUGCCAUCUACUCGAGCCUCUUUUGAGCCAUUUAUCACUCCACUAUAUGUCUAUGGAGCUCAAUUUUGUGAAUAAAUAUACAUCUAGCUGUAAUUUUUAUAAGAACCUUACCAUGACAUUUUGUGUUUAUGUUAAGAAAUGUUUCCUAAAGUUUAGAAAUAAAAAAUGUUUACCCUUGUUAGUAAAUAAAUUGUUUCAAAUCC